Messenger RNA from Moneuplotes crassus, 445 nucleotides. Lineage: Eukaryota; Ciliophora; Spirotrichea; Euplotida; Euplotidae. The record is from the annotation of a GenBank genome assembly.
GUUUUUGACUUGAAGGUAUUUUUUGACAAUUCCAUCUCCAAUGGCAGAGCCAUGGAGGACGUAUCCUUCUCCGUCCUUGAUUAUCAGUACUUGAGGAGUGGUAUUGCCUCUCUUUGGCUCGCCAAUCAGGUCCAAAGUAUCGAAGAGUUUUUGAUACUCAUAUCCUGAAGCAAGGUUGACUUCUCCAUAUUUAUAGUUCUCAUCCGGAAGCUUUUCAGUCAAAGCGUUCUUGAUCUUGUCUCUCACUUCAACAUAAUUAUCUCCUGGCUGGAAGAAGCUGAUAAUGUAGAGGUCCUUACUCUCUCCUUGAAUGUUUAUGAGCACGUCUUCUCCUGUCGAGUGCUCGAAUCCUUCUGUUGGAGGAGGGUCCUCAGCCAGGACGGCGAGUGAGAAAAGAGCCAGGAAUAAUAAGGUAGUUGCAACCUUCAUAGUUUUGAAAAUAUUA